CGGCUGGCUACUGUCACUCUCACUCCCUCCCACUCACAACACAGAGCUUCCAAUCUUCCAUAGUCACUCACACCUCACACUCACAAGUCACACCACCGCUGACCGCUCCCAACCGUGCUGCAUCUGGCGCCGUCGCAGUCUCGCACAGACCUCCUCACGCUCGCACCUCCCUCCUCACGCUCGCACAGACGGCUAAGUCGCACCCAGCAGUCGCGGCGCUCCUCGUCACCGUCGCCUCCUCAGUCCAAUGGGUUCUAGCCACCUCCGCUGCUCCGUCUAGUCAUUGUUGCCACUGAUCGUCGGUCCUGGGCUCCUGGGUCCUGUCCUCUCGCUCUCUGGGUCUGCUCGUCUGUCCUCUCGCCCUGGGUCUGCUCGUCUGUUUUCAUGGAAUUGUUCCUUGUGAUCUUGCCGAAAGAUUCUUGAGGACCUUUUAAGAUGUUGGCAAUUGAUCCUGCAAAGAAAUUAUCUUUCAAUAGAUUGAUUAGCAAUGGUGAUUUGGUUAUAGUUUAUGAAAGGCAUGACAACAUGAAGGCAGUAACAGUGUCUGAAAAUUCGGUACUGCAGAAUCGAUUUGGUGUUUUUAAGCAUUCGGAAUGGAUAGGAAAGCCAUUUGGGUCUAAAGUAUUCAGCAAUAAGGGUGGUUUUGUAUAUUUGUUGGCUCCAACACCAGAGUUAUGGACUCUAGUGUUAAGCCACAGGACUCAGAUUCUCUAUAUUGCAGAUAUUAGCUUUGUUAUCAUGUACUUGGAGGUUGUUCCUGGUUGCUUGGUUCUUGAAUCUGGCACUGGAAGUGGAUCUUUAACUACUUCGCUUGCAAGGGCUGUUGCUCCUACGGGACAUGUCCAUACGUUCGACUUCCAUGAGCAACGAGCUGGAUCGGCUAGGGAUGAUUUUGAGAGGACAGGUCUAAGCAGCAUAAUUAGUGUGCGAGUUAGGGAUAUUCAGGGCGAGGGAUUUCCGAAUGAAUUUGCUGGCUUGGCUGAUGCUGUAUUCUUGGAUCUACCCCAACCAUGGCUUGCUAUUCCCUCAGCCGCAAAAAUGUUAAAACAAGAUGGUACAUUGUGCUCAUUCUCUCCAUGUGUUGAGCAAGUACAGCGAUCGUGCGAAACACUUCAAAACUGCUUCACAGAUAUAAGAACAUUUGAGGUGCUGUUACGCACAUACGAAGUUAGAGAAGGGAAAAUGGAAAACCUUAAUGGAGACAACAAUGGGUCUAAUGGUUCUUCUCUGCCUUGCAAGAGGAGGCAACGUUCCGACGGAAGCUAUGCGCCAGACAGUACUGUUUCUUCGGUUAUGGCUAGACCUUGUGGCGAAGCUAGAGGUCACACAGGCUUUUUGACAUUUGCUAGACUUAAAUGCCUCUGAUGAACAUUGCUACCAUGUCCAUCCAUUUUUGUAGCAAGGAAAAUAGGCUUUCAAUUU
Messenger RNA from Arachis duranensis, 1422 nucleotides. RefSeq lists its product as uncharacterized. NCBI's taxonomy places the organism in Eukaryota, Viridiplantae, Streptophyta, Magnoliopsida, Fabales, Fabaceae. Gene Ontology annotation, cellular component: nucleus; tRNA (m1A) methyltransferase complex. Gene Ontology annotation, biological process: tRNA methylation. The record is from RefSeq and is a predicted model, not a curated record.